GUUGGGUGUGAAGGCAGAGGCUGGGGAGGUGCAGCUGGUAGGGAGAAGCGGACCGGUGGGGCAAGGGCAGCAGCAGGAUGUGAUGAGGGGCAGCGGUGGUGGUGUUGCUGGUCCGCUGGGUUGCUCGUUGCGGCCGUGUGUGGAGUGCGUGGACCUCACCAUCACCAGCAGCAGCAGCAGUAGCAGCAGCAGUGUCGGCAGUGACAGCAGUAGCAUGGAUGGUGGCACCGGUAACAGUAGCGGCAGGGAGGGUAAGAGCACCCGCAGCAGCAACAGUAGUAGUAGUAGUGAUGAUCAAGGCGAGCAGGGGGCGGAAGAGCAGCAGCAGCAGGAGGAGGUGACGGCAGAGGAGACGCGGCCACCACUACACGAGCAAGGCGGUGGUCACAGCGGCGGUGGUGGUGACAGUGGCGGCGAUAGACAACGUGACGAGCAGGAAUACGACAACAGAGGCGGAGGAGUAGGUGAAGGAGACGAAGGAGGCGGAGGAGGUGGUGUCGAUGAUGAUGUGGCGUACGGCGAUGAUGAGUUCGAAGUGGGUUAUGAUGGCGGCGGCGGCG
Molecule: messenger RNA, 560 nt
Organism: Astrephomene gubernaculifera
Lineage: Eukaryota; Viridiplantae; Chlorophyta; Chlorophyceae; Chlamydomonadales; Astrephomenaceae
Source: the annotation of a GenBank genome assembly